Messenger RNA from Exaiptasia diaphana, 899 nucleotides. RefSeq names its product catalase. Gene Ontology annotation, biological process: response to hydrogen peroxide; hydrogen peroxide catabolic process. The annotation marks the transcript as partial. Lineage: Eukaryota; Metazoa; Cnidaria; Anthozoa; Actiniaria; Aiptasiidae. The record is from RefSeq and is a predicted model, not a curated record. The transcript is spliced from 6 exons. Gene Ontology annotation, molecular function: heme binding; catalase activity. Gene Ontology annotation, cellular component: cytoplasm; peroxisome; mitochondrion.
ACAACUCCUUCUCGUCCUUCUCGAGUUACUGUGGUGUGUGUUGCACAAGCUACUUCGCCGAUCACCUCCUAUUUUGAGCAUUUUUCUCUGCAAAAAUGGCAUCAAGGACAAAAGCAAGCGAACAACUAUCUGAUUAUGCACAAAGUCAAAACGGMSAGCGCCAGUGUCUAACAACAAGUGCUGGUGUGCCCGUGGACACCAAUACCUCAACAAUGACUGUUGGUCCACGUGGUCCCAUUUUGAUGCAGGACACCCAAUACAUGGAUGUGAUGUCACACUUUGACAGGGAGAGAAUCCCUGAACGUGUUGUUCAUGCUAAGGGUGGUGGUGCUUUUGGGUAUUUUGAAGUCACUCAUGAUAUCACAAAGUACUGUAAGGCUAAGAUCUUUGAGAAAGUUGGCAAGAAGACAGACUGUGUUGUCAGGUUUUCUACUGUAGGUGGUGAAUCUGGCAGUGCUGACACUGUACGUGACCCUCGUGGAUUUGCUUGYAAGUUCUACACUGAAGAUGGCAACUGGGAUCUCGUUGGCAACAACACUCCUAUCUUCUUCAUCAGGGAUCCUAUUCUGUUUCCCAGCUUCAUCCACACUCAAAAAAGAAACCCUGUCACUCACUUGAAGGACCCUGACAUGUUCUGGGAUUUCAUCACCCUCCGUCCAGAAACCACCCACCAAGUGUCAUUCCUCUUUAGUGACCGUGGCAUUCCAGAUGGACACUCCCAUAUGAAUGGAUAUGGUAGCCACACCUUCAAGAUGGUGAAUGCGGAGGGCAACCCUGUAUACUGCAAAUUCCACCUGAAGACGGACCAAGGAAUCAAGAACAUCCCUGUGGAUAGAGCUACACAGCUUGCUGGCUCCGACCCUGACUACAGCAACAGAGACUUGUACAACCGCAUUGCU